AUGAUCCGAAACAAAAGUCAGACAUCAGUCGGUUUUAUUGGGUUGGGAAACAUGGGAUCAAAUAUGGCUCAACAUCUCAUUAAUAAAGGACACCAAUUAGUGGUUUACGAUGUUUUUCCAGAAGCGAUGACCGCAAUGGCAGAUAAAGGAGCCGUUAUAGCACAGUCACCGGCAGACUUGGCUCACAGAUGUGACCGAAUCAUAUCAAUGCUGCCCACAUGUGCUCACGUAAAGCAAGUCUAUUGCGGCGAUAAUGGAGUGUUGAGUAAAGUAAAGUCUGGAACUCUUCUCAUCGACUCGAGUACUAUUGAUCCGCAAACGUCUCAAGAAGUUUGUAAGGCUUCCCAAUCAAAAGGAGCCGUCUUUAUGGACGCCCCGGUCUCGGGCGCAGUGCCGGCCGCCAGGGCUGCGACGCUCACGUUUAUGGUGGGCGGCAACGCAUCAGAGGUGGAGGCUAUUAGGGAACUGUUGCUAUGUAUGGGCAAAAACGUGAUACAUUGCGGUGCUGUGGGGUCGGGCGCUGCGGCCAAGAUAUGCAAUAACAUGAUGCUCGCCAUCUCAAUGAUAGGCACGAGUGAAACACUCAAUUUGGCCAAAAGGCUCGGUCUCGACCCCAAACUCAUGACUCAAAUAUUAAAUGUUAGUUCCGGUCGUUCGUGGAGUUCAGAGGUGUAUAACCCGGUGCCGGGUAUAGGAGAGAACCUGCCGGCCGGUAACGACUAUAAUGGAGGCUUUAUGACUCGACUCAUCACUAAAGAUCUGGGUUUAGCGCAAACGGCCGCCACUCGAGCCAACGCUCCGACCCCUUUGGGAACACUAUCUCAUCAAUUGUUUCGAUUGAUGCUUAAUAACGGCUAUUCCAGUAAAGACUUCUCCAGUGUUUAUAAGUUUAUCCAAGAAUUUGACGAUAAAAGGAUGAUUCCAUAA
This is a messenger RNA of Medioppia subpectinata, 927 nucleotides long. The record is from the annotation of a GenBank genome assembly. Lineage: Eukaryota; Metazoa; Arthropoda; Arachnida; Sarcoptiformes; Oppiidae.